Messenger RNA from Necator americanus (New World hookworm), 1779 nucleotides. RefSeq lists its product as uncharacterized. Gene Ontology annotation, biological process: Golgi to plasma membrane transport; protein localization to cell surface; intracellular protein transport. Bases 1 to 1779 code for a protein of 592 amino acids. The transcript is spliced from 18 exons. Lineage: Eukaryota; Metazoa; Nematoda; Chromadorea; Rhabditida; Ancylostomatidae. The record is from RefSeq and is a predicted model, not a curated record. Gene Ontology annotation, cellular component: trans-Golgi network. Gene Ontology annotation, molecular function: ubiquitin binding; small GTPase binding; phosphatidylinositol binding.
AUGGUCGAUCAUAAUGCCGGUGAAAAACCGAUAGAAUAUUGGAUAAGUCGAUCAACCGAUCCAUUCAUUGACGAAGAAACUCGCAAGCAAAAUGUUCAAAAAUUGUGUGAUCGAGUGAAUUAUGAGGCCGACGGCGCUAUGGUGGCCACCGGUAUCCUAGCACAUAAAAUAGUGAGCCCUGAUCAGGAUGAAGCGUUGUACUCUUUGCAGGCUGUUGAUCAACUGGUGCGAAAAUGUGGAGAGAAGGUUCAUAAUCGUGUUGGAAAAUUUCGAUUUUUAAAUCAACUCGUAAAAUUGAUUACUCCAAAAUAUCUUGGAGCACAGACUUCACCCGAGGUGAAGGAAUUGGCGAUAAAACUGUUGUACUCCUGGCAGAAAUCAAUGCGUCACGUUGAGAAGUUCAAAGAGGUCUAUGAUUCUUUACGGGAACAUCAUCUGAUCACUGCUGAUCCGAUCAUUCCGGAAGAGGAAAUCAUGAUUGUGCAAUCAAAUCCUCCUAAGCUGGCCGUCUUUGAAGAUGAAGAAAAAGCUCGUUUACUGAAGGAGUUACUGAAGAGUACAAAUCCGGAUGACCUCCAAGCGGCAAAUCGUCUCAUUCAAACGCUAGUAAAAAGUGAGGAUCAAAAAAUAGAGAGGCGACAUAAACGAGCUGAUGAGUUGGAACAAGUACGGCAGCUAUGUAAACGGUUAGAAGACGCAAUGAUGGAGAAGACAGCCGAAGAAUUGGGAAUCACUCCUGAUAUCAUUUAUACAGAGGCUAAAAUGAAGACAUUGGCGGAUGAGCUAAUGGCCGUAAGACCACACCUGUUCCGAUUUGCCAGCGAUGCGACGGAAAACGAUGAGGAAGCACUGGCUGAAAUACUUGCAGUCAAUGAUCAGGUUAAUCAACUGAUCCAGAAGUAUCGUAAUUUUUCGCAAACUGGACGCGUUAGGCAGCACAACGGUGGCUCAUCAGAGGAGGCUGCAGACCUCCUCGGUCCGGAACCUAAUGAUUCCGUGACAGGACCAACAUCAUCUACCGUACCAUUGGAUUUCAAUGCUGACGCUUUAUUGAAACAGAAAUUUAGCAAAGAAGUUCCCAGCAGCAGUUCAGAGUUCGCAGAUGUCCCCUUCAUUGGAUUUGAUAGGUCGAUGACGCCAGCUCUACCGCGAAAAGUGAAACCUCCAUCGCAGCCGGCCACAUCGGUCCUCGACGAUUUGACCACACUCAUCGAUGGCGACCUGUUUUCCAAGCAACCACCCUCUCAAACGUUUAAAAACAUUAAACCAACUUUAAACGAUUUGUGCACAUCGUCAUCGGUUUCUAAUGUUUCCAUAAGUCCGCUGGAUAACUUAAACAGAUCCACGUUUGAGGCUGAUCUUCUCUCGAUAUUACCUGAGAGGAUAUCGUUCGAUCCUAACACAGUACAAUUAGCCAAUGUGCCUCCAAGAACAGUGCUUAGUAAGCAAAAUAUUCAUAUAUUAUUGUAUAGUUGUGUUCCGCAAUUACGCCAAUCGACUCGUAGUUUUAUAGUGGCAAUUAUUAAUACAAACGUGGACACACUUCGUCGUUUUCGGCUAAUGAUGGGCACUGCAAAUAAGAAAGCCUCCGUCAGACUAGAAGACAAGGGCUCAUUGGAAUUAUCCGGUGUCACGCCAAAAGCACCGGUUCCUACUGCAUAUUUAAUGCUUUGUGUGCUACCACUUGACGAUAUUCAUGAGGUCGAUUUGGAUUUUUCGCUUACGUACACCCAACAAUUCGAGAGAUCUAUCACGGGAAACAUCGUCUUACCGCUUUGA